AUGUCUCCAAGCCAAGAAGUUUCCUCUGCUGGUGGAGAUGGCAUGGACGUAGACAGUGAGAGUACAUAUAGCUGCCUGAAUGCUUCAAUGGACAAGAAUGGAGUUGAUACUGAUGAUGAACACGAGUUCACUAGCCAGAAUGGUUCCUCUAUUGAGAACAAUGGAUUAAAACAUGAUGUUGAUGGCAGGCAUAAAGAUCAGAGUCCUGAUAUCUGCUCUGUGAACCAGCCGAGAAUCGAUGUCAAUGACAAGCACGUGUUUCAGGCUCUCGAGGCACCAUCCUCGACCUCCUCGGAAUCUGUUCAAGGUAUAAAAGAUGAAGCUUGUGUGUAUCUUGUCCCAAAACUUGGCAUGGAGUUUGAAUCAGAAGACCAUGCCUACAAAUGUUAUAAUAGAUAUGCUCUCAUGGAAGGUUUCAGCAUCCGGAAAGACUUUGUAAAUAGAAGUAAUAUUACGGGGUUGGUGGUAUCAAGAAGGUAUACAUGUUAUAGGCAAGGCUAUGGAUCUGCUAAGCGUGAUUUGAAAUCAAAUAAACCCCGAAAGGAUACAAGAACUGGUUGUCUGGCACAUAUGACCAUUACACGUCAGCCUAAUGGAAAAUAUCGUGUCAUUCAUUUCGAAACAAAACACAAUCACGAGUUUGCAACAUCUGUCACAGCUCAUCUGUUACCAUCACAAAAGAGAAUAUCUUUCGUCGAGGCCAUUGAGGCAGAAUCUGCUGGUAACUCUGCAUCGGAUGGGGUACCGAAGUUGGGUAUGGGGUUUGACUCGGAAGAUCAUGCUUAUGAGUUCUACAAUGCAUAUGCAGGGCGACUAGGUUUUAGUGUUCGUAAGGAUUAUGUCAACAGGAGCAAAGUAGAUGGUGCUGUGGCAUCUAGGAGAUAUACUUGUUUUAGAGAAGGUUUCCGGCAGAAAGACAAAAGGGGUUUGAAGGUGAAGCGACCUCGAAAGGAAACUAGAGUUGGUUGCAUGGCACAAUUAGUUGUUUCUCGUCAAGCUGAUGGUAAGUAUCGUGUCACUCAAUUUGAAGAGCAUCACAAUCACGAGCUGGUACCUUCAUGUAAAGUUCGCAUGCUACGAUCUCAGAAGAGGUUUUCUACAAAUCAAGCCGUUGAAUCCAGUGCAUUGGAGGGCUGUAACUUGCAGCCAAAAUCGCUUGCCGAGUUGUUAUUAAGAGGAGAAGGAGCACAAGGCAAUUUAAGUUAUGAUCCCAUAGAUCGUGAAACUAGGCUCCCGUCAAAACGUUCAAGAAGAAUAAAGCUGGAUGAAGCAGAAAGUAUUCGUCAGUACUUUCAGAAAACAAGCCACCGGUACUGUGUAUGGCAUUCAUACCAGAAUGCACUUGAGCAUUUGAGGGAAGUCGCGGUCAGGUCAGAUUCUUUUGUUAAUGACUUGUGCAGUUGUAUUUUUAAUCAGGAUGAGGAAGAAGAUUUCGUUAAUUCCUGGAAGGUUAUGUUGGACACAUAUGGUCUUUGGGAAAACAAGUGGUUGCAUGAGAAAUUUGAAGAAAGAGAGAAAUGGGCUUUACCGUAUGCUAGGCUCGCUAAAGCAAAAGCUCAAAUCUAUGCCAACAAAACACUACAAUGCUCAACUCAACGUGCACCAGACACAGAGUCGAUGACACUAGGAAGCCAAGUCUGGUGUACACAGAAGCCAACACAAAUUUACUUGCCCAAUUCAACAAAGAUGCUCAGCUCGACUGACCUGACACAAAGCAUAAAUCAUACUCCGAUUGGGUUUAGUUCAUCUAGAAUUCAAGUGAUGCAACAGUAA
This is a messenger RNA of Fraxinus pennsylvanica, 1773 nucleotides long. Lineage: Eukaryota; Viridiplantae; Streptophyta; Magnoliopsida; Lamiales; Oleaceae. The record is from the annotation of a GenBank genome assembly.